AUCCCCUGUAACAGACACCAUAAAGAGCUGCCUGCUGUUGAACCUUUUGAUGAGCUGCAAGCACACAACUGAAUCUAAAAGCGCAUUUUAAGAGGAUCUAUUGAUACAUAACCAAAACCCCUGAUGUGAUGAUCUUCGACAAAAUAUCAGGUAGAAUCAAAUCAGCAGUUUGAAGCAGAUCGUUUGCAGCUCAACCAGCAGGAUGAGAAGAAUCAGGACGCAGUGAGUCAAACACUGAAACAAGUAUAAUCCUUCAGAUCUUCCAGUCACAGAGCUUUGGGAACAAACCAUCCCAGUGGUCUCCAAGAAGGAAAUCUGAUUACUGGAUAAAUGGAGAGAGAUAAGAAAUCCCUUUCCCUGUUUAUUCUGCUUCCUCUGCUGCUGGUCUGCAGAAGUGAUGAGUGUCCCAGCCUUCCAGAUAAUCUCACCUGCUACAAUGACUACAGUAAAAACAUCACAUGUUUGUGGAACAGCACAUACGUGACUGAUCACACAGACGCCGCAUGCACAAUACAAGUCAAAUAUCAAGCUGACUUCUUGUCUUACAGUGCUUCCUGUCAUCUGGAGCCUGUUGACAUCUCCAGACCAGCCCUGAAGACGUGCUCCCUGAUCUUUAUAUCUGACCACACUUUUAGUUCUUUCCAUGUGUUGUCCUUUAAUCUGAGCUGUAACCAUAUGAAGCCUGUAAUCACUUCCUACAAGCCAUAUUGUCACAUAAGGGUGAAUCCUCCAGGAAGACCAGAAGUCAACUUCACCACUAUUUCCUGGUUGUCCCAACUCACCAAGCAUUCAAUGAUCAGCUCAUACAAAACUGAAGUGCAGUGGAAACAGCAGGAUCAGUCGUGGAGUGAUCCUGCUGUGCAGAAAAACACUGGCAUUCAGUGUGAGCAUGAGUGCGAGGCAGAGCUGAAGGAAGAGUCCCUGAUACGAGGCGAGAGGUACGAGGCACGAGUUCGAGUGAAGUCUGAUGAGGGCCAUGAGGGAGCCUGGAGUGACUGGAGCCCCACUGUAUCAUGGGUGUCAGCAGUAGGAAAGAGAAAACCACCAUCAGGUAUUACGUUUGUUGUGCCCAUAAGUAUCGUAGGUGUGGUGGUGUUGCUGGCAGUCGUACUCUUCAGCACUAACAAAACCACCUGGGUGUACAUAGGGAAGAAAAUCACAGGUCCGCCCAUACCAGACCCAGGAAAAUCCUUCCUGCAGGAUGUCCAGCGUGGGUUCAGUCUGCACUUCACCAGUGAAUCCUUUCACUCCUUCUUGAAACCAGUGGAAAUGAUCACAGUAGAAUUAACCUCCUCUGUGGAUGCCGUCACAGCCUGCAGGCCAGAUGAGAAGAUCGUGAUAAACAAAGGCAGCUAUGACUCCACCAACUCCAGCUUCUCUAACCCGAGUUACUCUGAGCUUUGCACUCCUCCUAUUUCCUCACUCAGUGCUGGGAAUCUGAAGCCGUGUGCGACUGACACGCCUUAUGGCCCUGUUGGUACUCAGGGUGAAGGAAAAAGCACAGAACAGGAGAGCAAUGAAGGGAGAGAGAAAGAACAUGAGAUGGUUAAGUUGCUUCUCAAAGGCAGCAGCAACAGUGAGCCAGUGCAGGUGAUUUCAGACUACGAGAAGUCUGAGAAGCUCAACAUUGAUCGCUUUAGGCUCCAGAGUCUAGAUUCAGGCAUGUCCAGUUGUGAAGAGGUCAGUGAAGACAGCAUGGAGGCAGAUAGCAUGAACAUGACUGACAGCUAUGAUGAGGAUCCAGAGGGUGAGGAUGAGAAGGAGGGAGAGAAUGAACAAAAGGCAGGUUUUCAGAAGUUGUUUGGAGGUAAAUCUGACAAGUUUAUUCAGGUUUGUUCUGAUUACGAGCGAGUCGGGAAGCCGCCGGCCGACAGCCCAGAGCUUCCCAGCUUGGAUUCAGGCGUUUGCAGUGGGGGAGAGGAGCAGAUGAGUCAGGAUGAGAGCAUGGAGGACGUUGAUAAGUCCACUGAAUCUACACACUUCCUCUUUCCACCUCAUCCUCCCAGGGCUUUACCAUGCUCCUUGCUCUCUUUUCCACAACUGCCUUUGAACUUAUGUGGGCCUGGUCUGAGACCAGCUUUGCAACUUCAGCCAAGUCCUAUGCUGCAGGGGUUCGCUCUGAUGUCAGCAGGCAGAUCACUGGAGCCCUCUGGUGAUGGCUAUAUGCCAGUGAAACAGGAGGGCUGAGAGCAGACAGUAGGCCUAACUAGCAGGACAAAAAUAAGACGUAGCAUUUGCAGGAUUCAUGACGCCAGUCAGCUCUCAGGGAAAUAAAACAUCCCACAAAUAUUUAUCUUCAGCAACUCUGAGGAUCAUUUAAUGAAUGUAUUUUCUUUUCUUUUAUAUAUUUACGCAAAACUAUCUGUCAUUUAUCAAAACUUAGAUGUGCUGUGUAACCUGUAAGAUAUUACUGCUGUUAAAAAGUAAUUCCUUUGCUAAUGAAAAAUUAUACUUGUGUAAUUUCCUCUACAAAAAUAAAUAAAUAAAUAAAGUUAAAGUAAAAAAACAACUGUUGCAUUUAGUUUGUGUUUGUUGGUGAGAUCAUCCAAAGGGUAUGUAGCUUACUGUACUGACUUUACCUUAUUGCAUGGGAAAUUUCUAUUGACCACACAUUCCUCACCACAUAACCAGAAACAAGAUUCCAAAUUUCCAGCUUUAUCUGAACUUAAAGAUGCAAAAUACAAAAUAAUAAUUCUGAAAUGUAAAGGCCGUCACUCUAAUUAUACUUGUACACCCAGGGAUAGAGAAACACUGCAAAUGCUUCUGGGAUUUUUCUUCUGCGACAACAAAAUGAACAAAAUAAUAAGGUGUCAUGUUCAACAGUGAUGGAUUGUUUAUUUGAAAAAAUAUUAUUUAUAUAUGCAUUUAUGUUAUUUAGUGAAUGGGGGCUAAAAUUUACUGGCUUGUUCUUAAUUAUUUUACUGUUAAGUUUACUGAUAAUUGUUUUACUGGCUGAUAUUGUAUAUCGUAUAAUGCAAAAUGCCACAGCAGCUAAUGUCACCAGUAGACGAGCAUAAUUUGUGCAACAGUGGUCAAAAAUUCAAAUGUCAGACAGAUAUCAACAUUUUUCAUUUACAUUUGUGUGGCAGCAGCUAAGGUAAAAAAAAAAAAUGUAAAUGUUUUGAUUAUUGUGCACACAGUACCAGUCCAAACA
Molecule: messenger RNA, 3154 nt
Organism: Archocentrus centrarchus (flier cichlid)
Lineage: Eukaryota; Metazoa; Chordata; Actinopteri; Cichliformes; Cichlidae
Exons: 11
Coding region: 331-2187 (618 amino acids)
Biological process (GO): immunoglobulin mediated immune response; cytokine-mediated signaling pathway
Cellular component (GO): external side of plasma membrane; membrane
Molecular function (GO): protein binding; cytokine receptor activity
Source: RefSeq, a predicted model, not a curated record